AUGGUUAGAUCAGGACUCAAGUUGGCUACUCAAGAGCAGCUGUUAACAACAGUCCGUACUCGCCAUCCGGCGCUGCGGAAGACUGCAGCUAUCAGUGAUGAAACGGUGGACGACGAGAAUGCAACUAGUGAGUCGCAUAGUUGGAGCAGUAAUAACGGUGCCAAUGGUAGCACUUCAUUUGCUUCUAUUAAACGCUGUAACCAACCAACGGCUACAAUUGUAUGCACGAAAAGUGAACCGCUUUCCGGUGAGGAUAUCAGUGGUAUUACCGCUACCCAUCAUCACCGGAAUACUUUGCCAAUACAUGCACAUUCGGUCCCACCAAUGCGGUCGUCUAAGCUUCACGAGAUUUCUGCAAUGAAUACGAUUCGCAGUUGUGAUGGAAAUUUCACGGAGGAAACAAAUGGCCUGUUAUCUGAUGCUCAAACUGUGAUUAAACACCAGGUUCCGAAUGAUCCAUCUGGCUUGAACGCAGCUUACUGUCGUGAUACUGGUGUCACCUUACCUUUAAACAGCCAUCUUAUGCCACCAAAAUCUGUUAUACAAGAUGACAUACGUAUGAAAUUGGGGAGAUUUGAAUUAGUAAAAAAGAAAGGCAGAUCCGAAGUGUGGAAUUUGUUUGGACAGGUUGAAAAUGUUUGGUUUAUUUUUCCGGUGCUUGACACAAUUACUGGAGCUCGUCUGCCGUAUGUGGCUUGUUAUGCAUGCAAAGUGCUCUAUACAGAUACAGGUGGUGGAACAGGAAAUAUGACUCGUCACAGAUGUCCGAUUGGCAGUAGCUAUAAGGAUAGCAUGAGCUCAUCAGCGGAAUCAACAAAUGACACUUCUGGCAAGCAAUUUUUUGAAACCCUUGCAUCAGGAUAUGUCAGUCAGUUGUCUCCCGACACAUCUGCUGCGUACAGAAGGGAUUCUCCAGCACCACCUUCAUCAUCACAUAUAAGUCUUACGGCGCAGUCAUCAUUUGAGACAUCAUUUAGUGAAUAUGAUCGCCGAAUAUUUUGCAAUGCAAUUAUGCGAUGUUGUGCUAUCGAUUUACUUCCACCUGCUAUUUUUCAGGGAGAAGGAAUGCACGGUGUUAUCGAAACAGCCAUAUCAAUUGGGCGACGUUGUCGGUGUCCAGAUCGUCAAGCAAUUUCAACACUUAUUCCUGAAACUUCUACCCUGAGUCAGGUUAUUGAGGCUAACACAGCAAUGAUGCUGUCAGAAUUGACUGCGGAAGUAGGACAGAUUUCCCGUACGUCUGGUUUCUCGUUUUCGGUAGAGCGCGUUGCAAAUGAAGAUGAUAUUGCUGUUAUUUCAGCUAAUUAUAUCACAGCAGAAUGGAAAUACAAACAUCGUGUUGUGAAUGUUGAUACAAUAGAAAAGAUGAAAACAGGAUUGGGAACAAUGGUCCGAGAAGCGGGUGAAUCUAAAAGGCUUUUAUGUGUUACGGAAAACAUUCCGAGUUGUAGUGGACAAGCUCAUCUUUACUGCAUAUGUUAUACACUGAAUAAUCUCAUCCAUGAAAUUUUCGAAGAAUUAUGCGAUCAGAGACACAAUGUGUUUGCCAUUUUUAUGGAAUGCCAGAAAAUAGUUGCUGCGAUAGAAAAGUUGGGCUUAGAUCGUUGGAUUGAUCCACCAGUUGAAAAAAGGGCUGGACGACUUGAUUACUUAUUUUAUGGUUAUGAAAUGUUAAAGUACGUUAAAGAUUGCGUUCAGCAUUUGCCCAUUUCACAAUAUCCAGAUAUUAUGGUACUGGUGCGAUCGAUUGAUUGGUCAGUUGCUGAUGAAAUACGAAAAUAUUUGGAACCAUUUCAUAUUAUGGCAUCAAUUUUCAAUAAUAAAUCAACAAUAUCUUUUCAUAUGGUGCAACCAGAAUGGUUCGCAUUGAUUCAUGAAUUCUCAUCAGAUGAUGAGGGUGAUGUGAACAAUAACGAUGCAUUGAGCUGGGCAUGUGCGCUGAGACGGAAAACGGAAAAUGUAUUAAGAAGUGCUACGGAAUCAGUAAUUAUGCCGGAGCAUCGUAUGGCAACUGUGUUGAAUCCUCGUCUCAAACAUCUUCCAAUUAUUUGUUCAGACGAAGAAAGAUCACAAACUUACUCAAGAAUACGGAAAUUAAUCGGAACAUCUGAAAUGAAAAAUCUAAAAAGCGAUGAAUUUCUUUCUGGUACAAGUGAUGGAGAGCCACCAAAGAAGCGAAUAUCAUUUUUGAGCUCACUAGAAGAUCAUGCAGUUAUUGAUGAUGAACUGGAGUGUUACUUACGUUCGCAGUAUCCAGCAUCUCAAACAAAAGAUGUGCUGCAGUUUUGGUCCACUGUUGGUCAGGCGCAAUUUCCAUAUCUGUCGCUGUUGGCUCGAUUUCUUCUUUCCAUCCCAGCUGCUUGUGUGGUCCAUAAAACUCAGAACGUUUUGAAAUUAACUCCGGAACACCUGUCAAGCUUACUUUUGUUACGAUCAUCAUAUACGCAAACAGUUUCUGGUGGACAAAGUCUACUUGCUUAA
This is a messenger RNA of Brugia pahangi, 2481 nucleotides long. The record is from the annotation of a GenBank genome assembly. Lineage: Eukaryota; Metazoa; Nematoda; Chromadorea; Rhabditida; Onchocercidae.